AUGUCGGACAUUGUCUCUAUUGUCGCUGCCAUUCUCGGAGGAUUCAUAUUGUUAUACGGCCUCUGCUCGCUGGUCAUCAAGGAGAGGCUCUAUCUGUCAGAAGCAUCUGUUGCCCUUGUAUGUGGUAUCAUUUUCGGGCCUGUGUGCGCUCAAUUCAUCGACAUUCACAAGUGGGGCGAUGAGCCUAUGAUUACGCACGAAUUUACCCGCAUUGUCAUUGCUAUCCAAGUCAUGGCAGCGGGCGUUGCUCUGCCAAAAGCCUACUUGCGAAAGGAACUUCGCUCAAUUCUCAUUUUGCUGGGACCUGUCAUGUUGUUUAUGUGGAUCAUUAGCGGCCUGCUUGUGUGGGCCCUCAUCCCUGGGCUCAAUUUUCUGGAAGCACUAAUGAUUGCUGCUUGCUUCACGCCUACUGACCCAGUACUCGCCAACUCUAUCGUUCAGGGUAAAUUUGCUGAGAAGCAUGUGCCAACCCAUGUGCGUCAUAUCAUUUCUUGCGAAAGUGGUGCAAACGAUGGUCUCGGAUACCCGUUCUUGUUUCUGGCCAUCUAUCUGCUGCAAAUGGAUGUUGGACCAGCUAUUGGCAAGUGGGCUUAUUGGAUCAUGGCUUACAACGUCUUGCUAUCCAUCGUUAUCGGCUUGGUUGCUGGUUUUGUUGCUCGCAAGCUGCUCAAAUACGCAGAGCAAAGAAGAUUUAUCGAUAAGGAGUCCUUUCUCGUAUUUGCAGUUGCAUUGGCUCUCUUCUUAAUGGGCACUGUAGGCCUCAUUGGUAGCGACGAUUUGCUGGCCUGCUUUGUCGCGGGAAACUCAUUUACUUGGAAUGAUUGGUUUCGUAUUGAAACAGAAAAGGCACAUUUGAUGGAGGUUGUAGACAUUUUGCUCAAUCUUAGUAUUUUCGUUUAUAUUGGUUUGACGAUGCCUUGGUCUGCCUUUUCAAGCGAUGAACUUCAAAUCACAGUCUGGAGACUCGUCGUAUUGGCCAUCUUGGUCUUAGUGCUUAGACGUCUACCCAUCGUUCUUACCCUGUAUAAAUGGAUUCCUACUAUUCACAACUGGCGUGAAGCAGUUUUCACCGGUUGGUUCGGUCCUAUUGGUGUAGGCGCUAUCUUCUAUUACACAGUUGCUCUCGAAGCUCUCCCUGAAGAUGGUCCAAACGCUCACGCACGUGCGCUCCUUGAGCCUGUCAUCUAUUUCAUGGUACUGGGAUCAGUGAUUGCACAUGGCGUAACCAUACCCCUCUACUUUUUGGGUUCAAUUGCCACACGAACUCUCACCAUCACUAGUGAGAAAGGUAACCAAGUGUUACGCAUCCCAAAGAUGGAUACCAUUAUCGGCCGCAAACAAUCACCACCUACAGUCAUUGAAGAAACUUACAGCUCAGAGACACCACCCUUAGGAGAUAACAUCGAUAGAGAUGUCCCCAAGAAGCACACCGCCAUCACUAUUCUUACACCUCAAGUUCCGGAACAUGUACAUAGUCCAGGCAGUCUGUAUCGCCCUAACAAUACCCGCACUAGCAAUGAAGCAAAUAACUCGGUGCAAAUGGAUGACUCGGAUGAUGAGAGUGUCACCUACCUUCCAAUUUCUAGAAGAUCGUCCUUUUCACAGAGAUCCAAAAAUUAA
This is a messenger RNA of Mucor velutinosus, 1620 nucleotides long. It is a transcript of the gene VMA6, whose product is annotated as H(+)-transporting V0 sector ATPase subunit d. Gene Ontology annotation, molecular function: sodium:proton antiporter activity. The record is from RefSeq and is a predicted model, not a curated record. The transcript has 6 exons. Gene Ontology annotation, cellular component: plasma membrane. Lineage: Eukaryota; Fungi; Mucoromycota; Mucoromycetes; Mucorales; Mucoraceae. Gene Ontology annotation, biological process: regulation of membrane potential; proton export across plasma membrane; sodium ion export across plasma membrane. The coding region runs from base 1 to 1620 and encodes 539 amino acids.